Drosophila serrata is the source of this 420-nucleotide messenger RNA. RefSeq lists its product as uncharacterized. Lineage: Eukaryota; Metazoa; Arthropoda; Insecta; Diptera; Drosophilidae. The record is from RefSeq and is a predicted model, not a curated record.
AUGGCACUCUAUAAGCAAUUUGUGAUAUCUGCCGUUGCCUUGUUUAAUUAUACAACGACCAAAGAGACCAUGGUAGAGGCCCUUGUCUAUAGAAGCACUUCGGGAGCCGAAGCUGAUUACAAGCUCCUCCCAUGGGCAGUUCCGAAGCAAUCCUUUUAUGACCACCUCAACACAUACUACAAGGAUGUGACCAUGAGGGUUUUUAGGACCUGUUCAAAUUUUCCAUAUUUCGAGGGUAAAUUCCAUCCACCGUUUCCAAAGAUGACCUAUGUGGCCGACCAAUGUAGGCUUGGCGAUGACGAUCGGUUGCCAGAGAUUUGUCCUCCAGGAUUCUACAAGAUUGUGUUUAAGUGCUUUGGCGUAAACCAACCGUCAUGGAGUUUUACAGCAGUUUUUAGAUUGAAACCGAAACUUUUUUAG